This is a messenger RNA of Paramecium octaurelia, 759 nucleotides long. The record is from the annotation of a GenBank genome assembly. NCBI's taxonomy places the organism in Eukaryota, Ciliophora, Oligohymenophorea, Peniculida, Parameciidae.
AUGUUGACUUUAACACAAAUGGAUGAAAUAAUAAAACUGACAUAGUAGCAUAUGGUGAAUUGUUAAGUCAAUCAUGAUUUCAAAGAGGCUGAUGAAGUAAAAUCUAAAAUACUUCAAAUGAAAACUAUAAGAGAUCUAAUUGAAAGAGAAGAAAUUUAGGAUUAAUUCAAAUUAGGAGAGGAAAGAAUCCUCCUAUAAACCAAGUCAUAAAUUGAAGAAGUCAAUUAAUAUUUUAAUCAGCUAUUUGAAAAAUUCAAUUAUUAGAAAAGUCAAGCACUUUAAUAAUUAUGGCAUUAAUAAAAAGUAUAAUUAUAAAAGUCUGUCUUUUAUAAAAGAUAGCAAAAUGCUGAAUAUCAAAAUCUAUAAAAAAUAAUGACAUAUUUGUCCAAUCAAAAGGAAUUCAAAAAAGCUGAACUGUAUCAGGUAUAUCUAAAAGAAGCAAGUUAAGAUCAUAUGAGAAGAACUCAAUCCGAAUAGAGGUAAACUCAAGAAACGCAAUAAAGAGUACUUAAAUAAAAACAUGCACAUUAAGAAGAAGUUCUGAUUAAUAAAUUCAAUGAUCAAGAAUAAUUAAUAAAAUUAGAAAUGAAUAAAAAAUUAUAAGAAAUCGAACAAAAAAGAAUCAAUUAAAUAUCUUAAUUGUAAUUUGAGAGAAAUCAGAAAAUCAGCCAACUUGAAAGAGGCAGAACUAAAUCUAUAAAAGUUUAAAUCUAAUAAUAAUUAGAUGAAAUGGAAAAAUGUUCCUUCCUCUUUAAAUGA